UUGAAUCAAACAUGUCACCGACGAGUGUGUGCCUUUAAAGACUGGCUCUCGGCGGCAGGUUAGUUUAUCUCAGGAGAUUACUUGAGCUUCGACUCCCGCUGGUUUAUGGUUUAAAUGAAGAUCAAAAUCUCUCGCGAUCUUUUGUGAUUACCUCACAUCUCACGAGACCGCCGCUUUUGUUGUUGAUCUCCAGGAAACGCAAAAGCUCGGGUGACACCUUUUCCGUUUUGGUGGAAAGACGAGAAAAUACAUUUAGCGCUUUAAUAAAUCUGCAGGAGUAAUUCUGUUUUUCGCUCGCGUUAUUUCUACUCACCGGAAAUAUCGACCUCUAGAGUUUCUAAUCCACUUGUGGCUCCGCACCGAGGCCCGUGUGUGGCGCAUCACGUCCGAGGGCAUGUAAAAAAAAAUUAUCGCAUUUGUUUAUAUUUUAGCUUGCUUUGAUUUGGAGGCACGAAUUGAGCGUGAACAUGCCCGGUGCGCGCGAGAUCGGGUUGGUGGGCGCCGCGCUCGCGCUCACGGGAGGAGUCGCGUGCGCUUUGUGCUAUCUGAUGAGUGAAACACAAAAACCCAAGAAAACACAAACAGUCGAAGAGGAGCUGAGUGAGGACGGGAGCAGGAAAGAGCACGUGCAUAAAGCGACCAAGACCGAAACUGCACUAAAAACGCCCAUAAUAUCAGAGCCCAGGACAGCAGGUACUCAGGUGCUGGUUUUGGGGCUGGACGGGGCAGGAAAGACUAGCUUACUGCACUGUUUUGCCACGGGCAGCCUAGAACAAGACGUGUCCCCCACUCAGGGCUUCAACGCAAUCUCCAUCAACAAGGAAGAGCUUCAGAUCGAGUUCUUAGAGAUUGGAGGUACGGAGAAGCUGCGCGAUUACUGGCGAAUGUAUCUGUGUAAAGCGCGUGUGCUGGUGUUCGUGGUGGACUCGUCUGACCCCGAGCGAUUCCCUCUAGCUAAACGUCUCCUGCACCAGCUCCUGUCGGCCGACCCCUGCCUGCCUCUAGUGCUGCUCGCCAACAAGCAGGACGUCCCCGGGGCCCGUGGGAUCACGGAUCUUUACGAGGCGCUGGAUUUGGGCGAUGUUGGCGACGGGCACCGGCUCAGUGUGAUUGGUACUCAGGUGAAGAAGAGAAAGUCUGAGGCCAACGCCGGUGUGCAAGACGCUCGUGACCUCAUCAUAGAGAUGAUGUCAGAUGAUUGACCACCAACUGUGUGUCUUAAAAUUGUUUCCUUUGGUCAGAAUUAUUUAGGGCUUUACGGUCACCAAAGAGUCUUCAAACCAAAUGACAACAAAACAGCCUGUUUUUGUAGUAGAAGAGAGACUAGUGACACUAAAAACGUCAUGAUUGCUUAAACUGAGAAUGAAAAUGGAGCAUUUUGAAAAAGAUGCCAAAGAUAAUCAUGUUUUUCAGUGUAUCGCUGCUGCUGUUGUAGUUGUGGAUUAUGGGAUGUUUGAAUAUCAGUAAACUGAUAUGGAAAUGUGUGUUUGUGCUGUUUUUGCUAGAUGAUGAGAUGCUUUAAUUGGUUUAUACUGUAACUUGCUGACUUGUCAGUAAGAAGAGUCUAUAAUCAAAAUGUCUGUGUAUUAAUUUUGUAACUUGACGUUUCUGUCUUUAAAUGUCUUUUUAAUGCCAGAAAUCAAGUGAAGAUUUGAUCAAAUUGGUGAGGGACUUUUGAUAACCAUUAAAUAUUAAUUUA
Sinocyclocheilus rhinocerous is the source of this 1699-nucleotide messenger RNA. Its product is annotated as ADP-ribosylation factor-like protein 9. Lineage: Eukaryota; Metazoa; Chordata; Actinopteri; Cypriniformes; Cyprinidae. The record is from RefSeq and is a predicted model, not a curated record. The transcript has 4 exons. Gene Ontology annotation, molecular function: GTPase activity; GTP binding. The coding region runs from base 468 to 1202 and encodes 244 amino acids.